Molecule: messenger RNA, 826 nt
Organism: Asparagus officinalis (garden asparagus)
Lineage: Eukaryota; Viridiplantae; Streptophyta; Magnoliopsida; Asparagales; Asparagaceae
Product: eukaryotic translation initiation factor 5A-2
Exons: 5
Coding region: 68-547 (159 amino acids)
Biological process (GO): positive regulation of translational termination; positive regulation of translational elongation
Molecular function (GO): translation elongation factor activity; ribosome binding; RNA binding
Source: RefSeq, a predicted model, not a curated record
CCUCCCCUCCUCUCCAAGCUUUUUUCUUCAACGAAUUUCUGAAAGAGAGAGAGAGAGGAGAGAGAAAAUGUCGGAUGAGGAGCACCAUUUCGAGUCGAAGGCGGAUGCGGGUGCGUCGAAGACCUACCCGCAGCAAGCGGGUACGAUCCGAAAGAACGGGUACAUCGUCAUCAAGAACAGGCCCUGCAAGGUUGUUGAGGUUUCAACCUCUAAAACUGGGAAGCAUGGUCAUGCUAAGUGUCACUUUGUGGCAAUAGACAUAUUCACUGCUAAGAAGCUUGAGGAUAUUGUGCCAUCCUCCCAUAACUGUGAUGUUCCUCAUGUUAAUCGUACUGACUAUCAGCUCAUUGAUAUAUCUGAAGACGGCUUUGUGAGCCUGUUGACUGAGAAUGGAAAUACCAAGGAUGACCUGAAGCUUCCCACUGAUGAAAAUCUGCUUACCCAGAUUAAAGAUGGGUUUGCUGAGGGCAAGGACCUUGUGGUGAGUGUCAUGUCUGCUAUGGGAGAAGAGCAGAUUUGUGCUCUCAAGGACAUUGGCCCCAAGUAGUGCUUUCUCAUAUAUCUAUCUAUCGAACGAUUCAUUCUUGUAGGGGUGAAUGUCGCUAAAAAUAUUUAAGCAAUAUUUUUUAGAUAUGGGACCUUGUCUAUGUUGAUUCUUACGUCAGUUUGUCCAAAAUGGGAGGGAGAGUUUAUACUGGAGACUGUAAACUCUUGGUAUCAGUUCACCCUUGAGGCUUAUGUGUACUGCUUACUACCCUUUUCCCGUACCUACUUUCUCUAUGAAUUUGCAAAUGCUAUGUUAUAAAUAACCUUGGGUAAAGUUAAA